This is a messenger RNA of Knipowitschia caucasica, 333 nucleotides long. NCBI's taxonomy places the organism in Eukaryota, Metazoa, Chordata, Actinopteri, Gobiiformes, Gobiidae. The record is from the annotation of a GenBank genome assembly.
AUGAACUCUGCUGUGUUUCUAACUCUGUCUCUCGCUUCAGCCCCGCUCAGGUCCGGCGUGGGCUUUGGCGCUCCCCGUCCCGCCGCCAAGGCCACUGCGUACGUGAGCCCCACGAUCAAGAGCCCGUCGUACCGGCCCUCGCCCCCCUCCACGCCCCCCCACAGCCCCGGGGCGAGCGGCCUCCCCCCGCCACGCAGCGCUCUGCCCAGGCCCGCCUCCUUCAGCUCCCGUGGCAAGCUCGGCCAAUCACCACGCAGUUUCCUGACGCCCCCGAAGAGUCUGUCCACUCUGAAUGCUCUGGGGGACGCUGGCUGGAGGGACGGCUGCUACUGA